Coregonus clupeaformis (lake whitefish) is the source of this 1560-nucleotide messenger RNA. RefSeq names its product E3 ubiquitin-protein ligase Mdm2-like. The annotation marks the transcript as partial. NCBI's taxonomy places the organism in Eukaryota, Metazoa, Chordata, Actinopteri, Salmoniformes, Salmonidae. Gene Ontology annotation, molecular function: identical protein binding; ubiquitin protein ligase activity. The record is from RefSeq and is a predicted model, not a curated record. Gene Ontology annotation, biological process: regulation of cell cycle; negative regulation of apoptotic process. Gene Ontology annotation, cellular component: nucleus. The transcript has a single exon.
CGGUGUCGUCUGUCUAAUCUAGCGGUGUCGUCUGUUGUGUUUCAGGACUACUGGAAGUGCUCGAAGUGUGAGGAGUUGAACCCUCCCCUGCCCCGUAACUGCAACCGCUGCUGGAAGCUAAGAAAGGACUGGUUUCCCCAGUCUGACAGCAACUCUGCUAUCACCACCACCACCACCACCAACCUCAAACCUUCGUCCCCCAAGCUUUCCCCAGGCCCGACAGAGACAGACGAGACCGAGGCUGAAGGACUGGAUGUCCCAGACGGGAAGAGAGCCCAGUCGCCCCUUCCCCUCCUCAAAGACUCCCAGGAAUUGGUGUCCGUCUCUGGCCCCGAUUCCAAAGAGUCAGCCUGCUCCUCCCAGCCCUCCACCUCUUCUUCUUCUUCCAGUGGUGUAGGCUCAGGCUCGUCCUCUAGCGCCCCCUUCAGCCAGGAAGUGAUGGCACCAGACCUGGAGCGCUUCAACAGCCAGGAGGCUCACCUCCCCGCCAGCUGCCUGGAGCCCUGCGUCAUCUGUCAGACCAGGCCCAAGAACGGCUGCAUUGUACACGGACGCACCGGACACCUCAUGGCCUGUUACACCUGCGCCAAGAAACUGAAGAAGAGGAACAAGCUGUGUCCAGUCUGCAGGGAGCCCAUCCAGUCCGUCGUCUUCAUUUAUCUCAGCUGAGGACGGCUAUCGGCUAGACUGGCUGGCAUCCCAAAUAGAAGUCUAUUCCCUAUGUAGUGCACUACUUUCAACCAUGGCCCAUAGGGCUCCGGUCAAAAGUAGUGCACUAUAUAGGGAAUAGGGUGCCAUUCUCUGGUCUAAAGUAGUGCACUACAUAGGGAAUAGGGUGCCGUUUAGGAUGUAACCUAUAGCUACACCCACUCCCUGAUCCAAAACACCAUACCUCAGAAUUAAUAAAUGUGUAUAUAUGUUUCAUUGUUUAUUUGGAAGUGGUUUUAUUUCUGAACGGUCUAAGUGUCUUGACUCUACCAAGCAAGGUGCCAGUUGUUGAUUUGUGAUGGAUUUAUAGUGAUAAUAAUCUCCUGAUGUGUUCUAUCUAGGGUUUCAAAUGGAUCAAAUUCUGUUAGCAGUGAUAUAUUCACUUUAUUUUAUUAGUUUGAUUUGAAUAAAGUAUGUCUAUCAAAAUAACACUUAUAUAUUGGGAACUAUGGUCGUUUUUGUUGUUUUAUUUUUCACCUAGUCUUCCCUCUAUCCUGCACAGAUGAUUUUGAUAAUGAUAGUCUUAUAAUUGGAUCUAUAAUGAUAUGGGGUAAAUCUAUGUGAAAGUCAACGUUCACCGGCAGAAAGAGACAUUUGUUGUUUGUUGUUGCCGAGGGGACUACUUUUCAUUAAAUCUCAGCAAACAUGCCCUAUUCCCUUUAUAGUGCACUACUAUUGACCAGGGCCCAUGGGGUGCCAUUUGGGCUGCACGCUUAACACUGAAGCGCUGCUACUUUCUCAAGUCUCAACCCGGGCAAGCCAACUGACUGAAGUUAAACAUUUAAGGCUGUCGUUAUGCCGUUGGAGCGCUGAAGAGACCUUUGAAUGAUAUUAAAAUCAGGUUUUGAUUUG